GAAAAACUAAUGGCUCAUUCCUUCAAAGUCUUCCUCUUCUUUCCCUUCUUCACCCUCUCCAUUAUUCCCUUCUCUCACCAACUUCAACACCCUCUAGACUCUUUGACUCCAAACGAGUUCAUCCAGGUUCAAUCCAUUGUUAACCGAUCGUACCCUGGCUCCAGCCACAACUUAACCUUUCAAUACGUGGGCUUAGAAGAGCCAAAUAAACAGGUUGUCGUUUCAUGGCUGGAAAACUCUUCCACCACACCCCCGCCUCGCCAAGCCUUGGUCAUUGCGCGUAUAAACCAUAGGACUCAUGAAAUCAGCGUUGAUUUGUCAAGUGUCGGAAUCAUUUCAGAUCGAAUUUACGAUGGUUAUGGCUACCCAUUACUCACUUUUGAAGAACAAACAGCUGCAAACCAGCUGCCGUUUAAGUAUGCACCGUUUUUGGCGUCCAUAAGUAAGAGAGGGCUCAAGAUUGAGGAGGUCGUGUGCGGAAGUUUUACUGUAGGAUGGCAUGGGGAGGAGAAAAAGAAUAGAAGGAUAGUUAAGGUGAUGUGUUAUUAUCUGGAUGGGACAGUUAAUUUGUACAUGAGGCCGAUAGAGGCCAUCACCGUGACAGUUGAUCUCGAAGAAAUGAAGAUUAUACACUUUCAGGAUAGAUUCAUGAUCCCUGUGCCAAAGGCUGCCGGGACGGAUUACAGAGAAUCGGAGCAAAGGGCCCCUUUUGGACCACAGUUGAAAGGAAUCACGGUUAUGCAGCCAGACGGGCCUAGUUUCACCAUUGAUGGGAACAGAGUUAGGUGGGCUAAUUGGGAUUUUCAUCUGAGUUUCGAUGCUCGGGUAGGUCCAAUCAUAUCUCUAGCAUCGAUAUAUGACAUUGAGAGGCAAAAAUUUCGUAGGGUGAUGUAUAGAGGAUAUCUAUCAGAGCUCUUUGUUCCCUACAUGGAUUUAACUGAAGAAUGGUACUAUAGAACAUUUUUUGAUGCCGGGGAAUAUGGAUAUGGUCUAUGUGCAGUGCCUCUCGAACCGCUUAGAGACUGCCCGGCCAAUGCAGUUUUUAUGGGGGCAUUUGUUGCUGGGCAGGAUGGGAUGCCGAUUGAGAUGCCUAAUGUUUUCUGCAUCUUUGAACGAAAUGCUGGAGAUGUAAUGUGGCGACACACUGAGACUAUGAUUCCGGAAACAUUGGUAACAGAGGUUAGACCAGAAGUGAGCCUGGUAGUUAGGAUGGUAUCAACUGUGGGCAACUAUGACUACAUAAAUGACUGGGAAUUCAAGCGGAUUGGAUCUAUCAAAGUCACAGUUGGCUUAACUGGAUUACUAGAAGUAAGGGGAUCAAAAUACACCCACAAAGACCAAAUAAAUGAGGAAGCCUAUGGCACAUUAUUGGCAGAAAACACAUUGGGUGCACGCCAUGAUCAUUUCCUCACCUACUACCUUGAUCUGGAUGUGGAUGGUGAUUCCAACUCCUUUGUCAAGUCCAAAUUGAAAACAACCAGAGUGACUGACCAAAGCUCACCAAGAAAAAGUUAUUGGAAGGUUGUCAGUGAGACAGCUAAGACUGAGUCAGAUGCAAAAAUUAAACUUGGCUUGGAGUCAGCUGAUCUCUUAUUUGUGAAUCCUAACAAGAAAACUAAAAUGGGUAACCUUGUUGGCUACCGUCUAAUCCCAGGAUCAGUUGCUGGUCCCCUUUUAACAGACGACGAUUAUUCACAGGUACGGGCGGCCUUCACCAAGUACAAUGUGUGGGUUACACCAUAUAACAGGUCCGAAAAAUGGGCAGGGGGAUUAUAUACUGAUCAAAGCAGAGGAGAUGACACUUUAGCGACAUGGAGCAGCAGGAAUAGGAAAAUAGAGAACAAGGACAUUGUAUUAUGGUACACAUUGGGUUUUCAUCAUGUACCUUACCAAGAAGAUUUCCCUUUGAUGCCAACAUUAAGCAGUGGAUUUGAGCUCCGGCCGGCCAACUUUUUCGAGUACAAUCCGGUGCUGAAAGUGAAGGCUCCUAACAAUGUCAAGUGGCUUAAUUGCUCCACAUAAGUCAUGGGUCGAAAACUUUGAAUUUGGUGGAUUAAUUCUGUAUUUGAAGAACACUAACAAUCACUAACUAUAACUUUCUUUGCAUAAUUUUUCACUCUCUAGUUUCAAAGAGACAAUCUUGAUUUUCCCCUAUUAUAGCGAAGCAAGGAAAUGGAAGUUGUGGUGUCUUACCAUUGAAACCAA
Messenger RNA from Theobroma cacao (cacao), 2205 nucleotides. RefSeq names its product homospermidine oxidase-like. Gene Ontology annotation, molecular function: copper ion binding; quinone binding; primary methylamine oxidase activity. Lineage: Eukaryota; Viridiplantae; Streptophyta; Magnoliopsida; Malvales; Malvaceae. The record is from RefSeq and is a predicted model, not a curated record. Gene Ontology annotation, biological process: amine metabolic process.